AUGGCGCGGGUCCGCCGAUUUGCCGGCCGGCUGGUGGCCGUGACGUUGCUGCUGGCAGCCGAGGUUUGGAAGACACCUCUGUCGUGCUUCGCCGUGCCCGCCCAGGCGCUGUCGAACUUGCUGCGGGAGGUGCAGGCAGCUGUCCGACCGGGAGCUUACUCCCCACGAGCCGAGGAGGACGGCCGCCGCGUGGCGGCCGCGGCGCUGGCUGCGGAGGCGUCGGCAGCGCGCCGAUGCUGGAGGAAUGGCGACCUGGAGCUGCUCAAUGGCACAUGGGAGCUGCUGUUCACCAGCAACGGUGACGUCGACCGGGGCGAUGCCCGGCGCAUCUUGGGUGACGCAGCCGCAGGCUUUGGCGACUUCCAGCCCCUGAAGCUCGACAGCGUGCGGCAGGAGAUAGAUGUCCAGGCUGGAAGGCUGCGGAACCGUCUUUCCCUCAAGCCCUGGCCGGGCUACCACCGCCCUUGGGGCCGCUACUCUCUGAGCUGCAGGAUGCAGAAGUCGUCCUCAGCUUGGACCAUCGCUUUGAGGCCUACGGCGAUGCCCGCCUCCGGAUCGUGCUGGAGCGGCUGGAUCGCUCCCUCCGGCGGCGCAGCGGGGAGGAGCUGCAGGGCCUAG
This is a messenger RNA of Symbiodinium natans, 618 nucleotides long. The record is from the annotation of a GenBank genome assembly. Lineage: Eukaryota; Dinophyceae; Suessiales; Symbiodiniaceae.